Chenopodium quinoa (quinoa) is the source of this 879-nucleotide messenger RNA. RefSeq lists its product as uncharacterized. Lineage: Eukaryota; Viridiplantae; Streptophyta; Magnoliopsida; Caryophyllales; Amaranthaceae. The transcript has 2 exons. The record is from RefSeq and is a predicted model, not a curated record. The coding region runs from base 1 to 879 and encodes 292 amino acids.
AUGUCAUCCGACGAAAGCUCCAACUCUUCUAACUCUUCAUCCAAUUCAGAAAAUAGCCAAACACAACGAUAUGAAAGACAAAGGCAAGCCAAUCGUCUUGUUAACCGAAUGAUGGAUGAAGUUUUUAUGUCCAAUCCAAUUGAAAUAUAUCAAAUGUUAAAUCAAGUUCCAAGGGAACAAAGGAUCCCCGUUCCAAGGGAUCGUGAGGAUGGACACAAUCGUUUAUGGAAUGACUACUUUGCUGACCAUCCUGUGUUUCCCCCACAGUUAUUUCGUCGGAGAUUUUGUAUGAACAAAUAUAUAUUUCUCCGAAUAAAGCAAACUUUAGAAGAACGUCAUCCCUUCUUUCAACAAAGACAAGAUGCUACAGGAAGAUUUGGUGCCUCCGGAUUGCAAAAAUGCACAGCUGCUAUGAGGCUAAUAGCUUAUGGCACCUCUGCUGAUUCUGUAGAUGACUACAUUCGAAUUAGUGCAUCUCUUGCAAGAGAUUCACUACAACAUUUUGUGGAAGGAAUUGUCUCUUAUUUUAGUGAUGAAUACCUUAGAAAGCCCAAUGAAGAAGAUCUAGUAAGACUACUAAGAAUUGGUGAACGUCGAGGAUUUCCAGGUAGUCGUAAUGAUAUUAACGUUCUUGAUAGAUCCCCUUUGUUUAACGAUGUUUUUGAAGGUCGUGCACCUUCUAUUAACUAUGUUGUGAAUGACCAUCAUUACAAUAUGGGAUAUUAUCUCACUGAUGGCAUAUAUCCUAAAUGGGUAGCAUUCAUUCCUACAAUAUCACUACCACAAAAUGAAAAAGAAGGUCUUUUGCCAAAUUACAAGAAGCUAGACGAAAGGAUGUUGAGCGUGCUUUUGGAGUAUUACAAGCUCGUUUUGCAAUAA